AUGUCACAACCUAAUGUCAAUGAACGCAUUCAAAUCGACACAAGCGAUGAAGAUUCCCUCUUCGAAACCCAAACCCUCGCAGGCUCAAACCUCUCCUUUGCCUCCUCCGUCCGAGAUUACACCUAUGAAAACGGCCGCCGCUACCACGCAUACCGAAAUGGCCAAUACCCCUUCCCGAACGACGAAGAAGAACAAGACCGCCUAGCACUCCUACACCACCUCUUCAAACUGCUCACAGGUGGUGAUCUGCACCGAGCACCAAUACACAACACCAGCCCACGCCGCAUUCUAGACAUCGGCACCGGCACUGGCGAAUGGGCCCUGGAAAUGGCCGAAGACAACCCGCAGGCGGAUAUCAUCGGAACAGAUCUCAGCCCCAUCCAGCCGAACUGGGCGCCGCCCAAUUGUCGCUUCUUUAUCGAUGACGUGGAGAGUGAUUGGACUUUCUCGCCCGAGGAACCAUUCGACUAUAUCCAUUCAAGGUCUAUGAGCGGUGGCAUCGAAGAUUGGCCAAGGCUGCUUAAGCAGAUUUAUCAGCAUCUGAAGCCGGGCGGCUGGUUCGAGGUGCAGGAGUUUGAGCCUUCGGUGCAUUCUGAUGAUGGGUCCCAUGAGCACGCUACUGCUAUUUCUAACUGGCAUGACUUGUUGGAACAGGCUUGUGAGAAGUUUGGGAAGCCAAUAAAUAUCGCGACGAAGAUGUCGCGCUGGAUGGCUGAACAGGGGUUUGCGAAUAUUACUGAUGAUGUCUAUAAAUGUCCUAUGGGUGGCUGGGCCAAGAAUCGCCGCUACAAAGAACUCGGCCGCGUCGGCAAGAUGGUUGGCUUGGAAGCCAUUGAGCCGUACUCAAUAGCUCUCUUCACUCGAAUCAUGGGAUUCACGUACCAGGAGGCUCAGGAGUAUCUGGAUAAGGUGUGGGCGGAGUUGGCGUGCAACAAGCACCAUCUCUAUGUGCGCUUCCACUUUAUCUACGGGCAACGGCCUUUCGACGAUGAAACCACCAGUUCUGAGGCGUCCUGA
Penicillium griseofulvum is the source of this 1017-nucleotide messenger RNA. Its product is annotated as class I SAM-dependent methyltransferase. Lineage: Eukaryota; Fungi; Ascomycota; Eurotiomycetes; Eurotiales; Aspergillaceae. Gene Ontology annotation, molecular function: methyltransferase activity. The coding region runs from base 1 to 1017 and encodes 338 amino acids. The transcript is spliced from 3 exons. The record is from RefSeq and is a predicted model, not a curated record.